AUGCCCUUGACCUUCACAUUUAUUCACAAACUUAGUCAGAGGAACUUUCAGUCUCACAAGCUCUAUUCAUGGGAACAAGUUCGAUUUAAUGGUUUCGGGAUUUUUCUCUUCACCAUUUAUCCUGGAGCAUUUGUUGAUCUAUUCACUACUCACUUACAACUUAUAUCACCAGUUCAGCAGCUGAGGAUAUUUUGUGCAGGUAUCUGGCAUAAUUUCACCCUUGCGCUCUUGGGCAUUUUAGCUCUUGUUCUCCUUCCAGUAAUUUUCUUGCCAUUGUACUAUGCUGGAGUUGGGGUGCUUAUCACUGAAGUGGCUGAGGACUCACCUGCCAUUGGACCCAGAGGCCUUUUUGUGGGAGACCUUAUCACCUAUCUACAGGAUUGUCCUGUCACUAAUGUGCAAGAUUGGAAUGAAUGUCUAGAUAAUAUAGCCUCUAAGCCUCAGAUUGGAUACUGUAUAAGUACAUCAACUUUACAGCAAUUAAGCAUCCCUGUUAGAGCAUACAAACGGCUAGAUGGUUCAAAUGAAUGUUGCAACAAUCACAGCCUCACAGAUGUGUGCUUCUCCUACAGAAAUAAUCUUAAUAAACGUUUGCACGGAUGUCUGCCUGCCCGGAAAGCAGUUGAAGCCACCAAAGUUUGUAGGACCAAUAAAGAUUGUAAAAAAGGAUCAACUGCAAGUUUCUGUAUAGUGCCAUCUUUGGAAAUUCACACUCGCUUAAUGAAAGUGAAACAUUCGUCUCAAAUUGAUACAUUGUACAUAGGACAUCCACUGCACCUUCACUACAUGGUAAGCGUAACCAGUUUUAUCCCUCGUUUCAACUUUCUAAGCAUAGAUCUGCCAGUGAUUGUGGAGACAUUUGUCAAGUACCUGAUUUCCCUGUCAGGAGCUCUGGCUAUUGGUAAUGCAGUGCCCUGCUUUGCUUUGGAUGGACAGUGGAUUUUAAACUCUUUCCUGGAUGCCACGCUUGCCUCAGUGAUUGGAGAUAAUGAUGUCAAAGAUCUGAUAGGAUUUUUCAUUUUGCUUGGUGGCACUGUACUUUUGGCUGCCAAUGUUACACUGGGGCUCUGGAUGGUUGCAGCAUAGUAAUUGCACUCAUAUGCUGGAAUCUAACUUACAAUACAUAGCUA
Lemur catta (Ring-tailed lemur) is the source of this 1130-nucleotide messenger RNA. RefSeq names its product membrane-bound transcription factor site-2 protease-like. The transcript has 8 exons. Bases 1 to 1086 code for a protein of 361 amino acids. Gene Ontology annotation, biological process: membrane protein intracellular domain proteolysis; regulation of response to endoplasmic reticulum stress. Lineage: Eukaryota; Metazoa; Chordata; Mammalia; Primates; Lemuridae. Gene Ontology annotation, cellular component: membrane; cytoplasm. The record is from RefSeq and is a predicted model, not a curated record. Gene Ontology annotation, molecular function: protein binding; metalloendopeptidase activity.